AUGGCAACUAAACACAACUUCAAUAACCAUACGCUUAUCGAUUUCGACAAACUGUUGCUUGGUGAUUCAAGUGAAAUAAACUCUUUGCAAAGUGAAUUUGAAUCUCAUGGUUGGUGCUUUAUUCGAUUACCCAACAAACAUGGUAAACUAACCAAUAAACUCAACGAAAUAGAAACAACACUCUCAACCUUUUUUGCUCAAAAUCAAAAUGAAAAAUCCCAGUAUGAAUCAUACAAUGUCUUUGGCUAUUCACAUGUCGGUCAUAAAGAAGGUAUUAAAGUACUUAUUGAUGAAAAAGGUCUCAAGAAUUUUUAUUAUCGUGUAACAAACGAUGUAGAAAUUGUGUUGCAAUACCUAGCAACAUUACUUUAUAAUUUAACCAAUGUUUUAAAAAAUAUCAUGUUUCAAAUGCCAAUUUUCGCACGAAAUUCUAAUGAUAACAUGGUAGAAUUAUCGCCAUUUGGUAUGCUUGAUAUUGUAAAUUAUUUUAAUAAAAAAUCAGGAUCUAAAAACCAGCCUAAAAUUGGUCUAAAUACAGAUGAAGUCAAUUGUGUUCCACAUUUUGACCCAGGUCUUUUUUCAUUAAGUAUUCUAUCUACAUGUGAAGGUCUUCAGUUGCAUGAUCAAUUACAAGAUAAAUGGAUUGAUGGACCGAAUAAUUCUGAACUUGAUCAACAUUCUAUUGGUGUCAUAUGGUUAGGUGAAGCAGCAAGUAUUCUGACCAAGAAUCGUUUUAAAUCUGGUAUUCAUCGUGUUGUCUAUCCACAUAUGAUACAUAAACCACGUCUUACUAUUUGGCAAGAAAUUUGUACAAAAGCUCAAAUUGAUCCAUUACUUUCAAAGAAGGAUGAUCUGAUUUGUAUACCGAAUAAUACUAAUAUUCACAUGAUUAAUCAACCGAAUUCAGUACCAUUACGUGUUCGAUCUGGCGGUGAGAAGUUAAGGCCACCCCCCCCCCCUCCAAAAAAGUCACUUUUCGUCAAAAAAAUGAAAAUUGAGAUAAAUGCAUAG
Messenger RNA from Rotaria sp. Silwood2, 1011 nucleotides. Lineage: Eukaryota; Metazoa; Rotifera; Eurotatoria; Philodinida; Philodinidae. The record is from the annotation of a GenBank genome assembly.